CCGUCGAAUCCAUUGGGUAAUCAUUCGAAAUUUGUUGUGCAAUCAAUUAAGUUCAAUAAAUUUAGUUCAAGAUGAAAUUCGCAAUCUUUGUUGCUCUUCUCGUUGUUUUCGCUGCUUUUAUUAGCGCUUUGCCACAAGGCCCACCACCGCCACCUGGCCCAGGCAAAGGCCCAGGCCAAGGCCCACCAGGCCCAGGCAAAGGCCCAGGCCCAGGCCAAGGCCCACCAGGCCAAGGCCCACCAGGCCCAGGCCAAGGCUCAGGCCAAGGCCCACUAGGCCCACCAGGCCCACCAGGAGGUCCACCGACAACACCAGCUGGUGAAGACACAACAUCUUCUGGCGAAGACACAACAUCUUCUGGCGAAGAUUCAACUACCUCUGCUAACGUCUAAAUUCUCUUGAAUGAAAAUCAUAACGCGAAAUUGUAAUAGAUUACAGGCCUUUGAGAAUUAAUCAAAAACAUUUAUGUUCUUUUUCAAAUAAAUUGAAUAUUCCAA
This is a messenger RNA of Sitodiplosis mosellana (orange wheat blossom midge), 497 nucleotides long. RefSeq names its product basic salivary proline-rich protein 1-like. Lineage: Eukaryota; Metazoa; Arthropoda; Insecta; Diptera; Cecidomyiidae. The transcript has 2 exons. The record is from RefSeq and is a predicted model, not a curated record. Bases 72 to 392 code for a protein of 106 amino acids.